Plasmodium gallinaceum is the source of this 267-nucleotide messenger RNA. Its product is annotated as splicing factor 3B subunit 5, putative. The record is from RefSeq and is a predicted model, not a curated record. Gene Ontology annotation, biological process: mRNA splicing, via spliceosome. Gene Ontology annotation, cellular component: precatalytic spliceosome; U2 snRNP. Lineage: Eukaryota; Apicomplexa; Aconoidasida; Haemosporida; Plasmodiidae. The transcript has 4 exons. Bases 1 to 267 code for a protein of 88 amino acids.
AUGUCUACUUUUGAUAGAUUUAAUAUUCAUGCUCAAUUGGAACAUCUGCAAAGCAAAUACCAAGGAUCUGGUCAUUCUGAUACUACUAGAUGGGAAUGGUUAACGAAUAUUCAUAGAGAUACCUUGGCAUCUCAUGUUGGUCAUUAUUCAAGAUUAGCAUAUUUUGCCAUAGUAGAAAAUGAGCCAAUUGCUAAAAUAAGAUAUCGAUGUCUUCAGAAUAUAUCUAUUCCCGUUGUUCCUAAAGAAAGAAAAGAAUUGAAAGAGUAG